CCGACAUGACGAGACCGUCGCUGCUGGGUGUGACGGCCUUCUGUUUCUGCGUCUUUGUUGCCGGCGGGCAUCCUGACCAGAAUGAGGCCGAGUCCCUCCCGGAGAAGGAUGGAGUUUUACAGCUGGAGAAAAGAAAUUUCAACAGAGCGCUGAGGAAAUACAAACAACUAUUGGUGCAUUUCUACACUCCGCUGUCCGGAGACGCACAUCGUUUGUCCGAAGUUUUUGAAAGAGCUGCGGCAGAUCUUCGGGGAUCAGAGGUCAAACUGGCAUCUAUGGACGUGAUGCGAGACAAGGAGUUGGCCAAAGAACUUAACGCAACAUCAACCCCCAGCAUCCGCCUCUACCUUUUCGGGGAUCAACACAACCCUGUUCUGUGCCCUGUUCCUCAGAGCUCCGCCUCCAUUGUGACGUGGCUGAAAAGGAGGGCGGGGUCUGUAGCUGACCUUGUCAUCACUGAUCUGAGCCAAUCAGUGAGCUCAGAGGAGUCUCUUGUGGUUGGAUUCUUUAAGGACCUGACCAGCGAGUAUGCCCAGGUGUUUUACGCGGCCGUGGUCAACCUCCCGGACGUUAGUUUUGCGGUGACGCAAAACAGCGACGUCAUCAGUAACUAUGACGUCACGGAUGACGACGUGCUGUUCUUCAAACGGUCCGAGCUCGUCCAGGUCUUCAAAGUGACACCCCAGACCGCCGCAGAGGACCUGAUCACGUUUGUCUCCGUCUACCAGAUGGAACCCGUCACGGAAUACACCGGAAAGACGGCGUCUCAGAUCUUGUCGUCGCCCGUUGUGAACCACGCCCUCCUUUUUGUCAACAAAAGCGCCGCGGACUUCCAAGACCUGCACUCAGCCUUCCAUCAGGCUGCAGAGGCCUUCAGGAUGAAGAUUUUGUUUGUCCUGGUGAACGUCUUUGAGCCUCGCAACGGCCGCCUGAUGGAGUACUUCCGGGUUCGAGACUUAGAGGCCCCUCUCAUCCGAUUGGUCAACCUGACGGACCAUGUGACCUACCACCUGCCCUCUGACAAGCUGGACGUGGACACCAUCAAGACCUUCUGCCGCUCCUAUUUGGACGGCAAAGCCAAGCCAAAGAUGCAGAGCGAGCCGAUACCUGAAGGAUGGGACGAGCGUCCAGUGAAGGAGCUGGUAGGAAGCACUUUGGAGAAAGUGGCCUUUAAUCCCGACAAGACUGUUUUUGUCCUGUUUUACCUUCCUUAUAGCCCGCAGUCCCGUGGCGUCUUCUCACUGUGGGAGGAUCUCGCUCGGGCUUUGGCGGAGCGCGACGACGUGGUCAUCGCUCGCAUCGACGCCUCGGCCAAUGACAUCGCCAUGUCGGUGCAGAAGGCCUACCCGUCCUUCUGCCUCUUCCCGGCUCUUCACGCAGAGAGAGCGACGUUUUACACAGGCAGGAGGAUGCUGAAGGACCUACUUCGCUUUGUCCAUGAAGAGAUGGAGAAAGCCAAAAAAGACAGAAUCAAGGAGGACGAGGACAGGAGGGAGUACAGGAAGGCCUUGGAAGCUGAAGAGGAGAAGAAAAGCUCCAAAGAUGAGCUUUAAGUCUGCUUGAAAACAAC
Messenger RNA from Nerophis lumbriciformis (worm pipefish), 1570 nucleotides. Its product is annotated as protein disulfide-isomerase. Gene Ontology annotation, cellular component: endoplasmic reticulum. The record is from RefSeq and is a predicted model, not a curated record. Gene Ontology annotation, biological process: protein folding; response to endoplasmic reticulum stress. NCBI's taxonomy places the organism in Eukaryota, Metazoa, Chordata, Actinopteri, Syngnathiformes, Syngnathidae.